CCGUGUGUCAGGUAUAAAAAAGUCAAUGUUUGGAGAGUCUCGGCAAGAGAGUUGGUGCAGACGAGAGUUGUUUUUUGGGGUGGUUUUUUUUAGAAUGGCCGGAGUCAAAAGUUGGAGUCUGAUGGCAUUGUUUGUGUUCUCACUGGCCGUUGGAGGUGACGUAUGUAAGUUCAAAUGUAUAACAGUAGUUAGGUUUUUUUUGUUUUUUUUUUUGCUUUUUUUAAAAACCAAAUAAUGAGAGUCUGUCAGUUGAGUUCCAGAGGCGUAGCGUGGUGGGGCCAGGGGGGGACAGAUUCCCCGGGCGCCAGCUAGUUAGGGGUGCCAAAAUGUGCUUUGAUAUUAUUUUAUUGAUGAAAAUAAUGGGUUUGAGAGUUGAAAAAAAGAAAAAGGGGCGCUAAAAAUGGAUCUUGUCUCCGGGCGCGAAUCUUGUCCCCGGGCGCCAAAAACCCUCGCUACGCCACUGUUGAGUUCAUUGUAUUAAAACAAACAAAAAAGUUUUAGUUUAAACCAGAGUGUUGAUGAUUAUUUUUUUUCGUUUUGCUUCUGUAUCAGAUGGAUCCCUUGUGCUCGAGGUGUCCCCGAGGAGUGUGGAAGUCGGCCGAACCCGUUGGUUACAAGUUAACUGCAGCUACGCACCGGAAAUGGGUCAGGGAAUGGACACGUUGGUAUCCCUCGUUGUGUCCGGCUUACGGGACCCCGUGACCGGGGUGGGCAACUCGAUCGGCUCAGUUAUGGCAUCAGACGCUCAUAACCCCCAAGACAUCGCGUCCAUGAGCGUGUUCUCUAGCCAAGAAGUCACGGCGCUGUCUAAUCUGACUGUGAAAACUUCGGGCUACAUCGCGCCGAGGGGAGCGUCUUAUCUCGGUUUCGUGAUGGACAAUCCCAACUUCGGCGCCCCGGACACGUAUAAAUGUACCGCCCACGGGAUCAGACAAACCGGCCAGCCGAUGGUGAUGUCAGAAAACGUCAAAGUCCAAUUCGCCAAUUCAAGCCUAAACGAAGAAUCGCUGCGACAGCUAGAAAAUAUCGAGUCUGUCGUUGAGGAAGCCAAGGGGAAAAUUCUGGCAAUCGGUAGGAGGCAGUCGGAGCAGUACAGAAACUUAACUGACGACAUCACGGCUUUGUCGUCAACGCAGAUCCGUCAGGAUUUAAAAAUCGGGGCUCUCAGGGCGGAAAUCGAGGCGUAUGAAAACAUGAGCAACCAUUUGAUAUCCAUUGUAUCGGGUUUGAAAAAACUCAGAGUCGAGGACGACUCUAAAGUUCAAAGUGAACUCGCAACAUUGGAAGACCAAAAUAAAAACGCCAGCUCUCUAAUCGCCGCCCUUGGGGCUAAAGUGCAACAGUAUCAAAACACGAGCGUGGAAAUGAACUCACUGUUGUCCUCCCUGGACAGUCUUAAAGUAACCGUUGGUGAAGUUUUAAAGAAGAAAAACGACACGUCGGUGUGUCAACACGACCCAAACAAUACCACAAUUCAUGAUGUGACCCCGACCCCGAGAACUCUAACCUUUAUUGAAAGGACGGAGGAGUUCAGACGACUCAAGGAUGCCAUCCUGAGAGAUCUGUACAUCGUGUCGCCGACAUUCGGUGCCUUCGGUGCCUCGUUCUAUGUGGUCCCCAAAGCCCCGAGACCUCUGCCAUACAGUUGGAUAGAGGGUAAGUGUAAGCGGGUCGGUGGGUACCUCGUCGAGAUAAAUGACCGGAACGAAUACAAUUUCGUUGUCAAUUUUAUCAAAGAUCUGCCGCAAGCUCAAAUUCAAACAUAUUUCACCGGAAUGCAAUAUGCGUCGUUGGAGAAACCGGGACCCGUAAGCAAGGGCUGGAUCUACGCUAGAACUAAGAAGCCAGUGUCUUUUACAGAAUGGGGUGAAGGAGAACCGAACAACUUGGGCUGGGAAACCUGUUUGACACUUGAGAAGUCCAAAGGCUGGAAAAUGAAUGAUGUUACGUGCUCUUACAAAAACGACAUGAGUUUUGUGUGUGAGAUUUCAAAUGCUGAUUUCUAUUCCUUCCCAUAAUUCACCUCGGUUACCGAAUGCUCACUUUGGAUAAGUGGCUCAAUAGCUUCGUUACGCCCAGGCGUACUUAUUAAACAAAUCAAUGAUCAGUAAUCUAUACGACAUAUGGUUCUUUAUUGGAAAAAAUUAUUGGAGCGUGCCGUCUUUGAUCCGCUUUUCUUUCUGCGGCUCCAUGACAAUUACUCAACCGAAAAUAAAAAAAAAAUUUUGCGAUAAUUUCUAACUGCUAUUGCAAAAAUUCAUCCCAGUUCAUAACUUUUAAAAUGUAAUGAUAUUUACGUUUCUAACAUCAUUAAGUUUUGAGAAGUGUUUAUCUGCUAUAAAUGUUACGCGCACCCUACACGCACUUUCACGCUCCUAAACUAUUUUUACCCUCUUAACAUGACCUUAAAUUACCCAUUCUAAAUUAUCACUUAUUUAUAUCCCUUUUGUGACUGAAGAAGUCAAUUGGGGGACAAUUAAUUACGCUAGAGAAAUACUUUAGAUGUACCCCCUUUCGUGUCCUUGAAUUACAACUUUUUUUCUCUCAAAAUGGUUAAAAAAUCUAAUCUUAAAUUUACAACAAAAACUCUAUAUAUGAUAUAAAUAUAUUUUGUAUUACAGGAAUUCGAUAUAUAUUGAUAUCUUCAUAAAAAAUGUAAACACAUUUUUGCCUUUUAAAAAAAAUUAUACUACUUCAGAAAAUCGUAAAACCGAGAAUGCUUUUAUCUAACAAGAAUCUCGCUACUGUUUUUCCACGCCUAUAUCAGAGUUGACUGUCUUUUUUAAAAAUAUUUAAUGGUUAAUCUCAUAAAAUACACACCUCUUUAAUUUUUGCAAAGUAACAACAAAAUAUAUUUUCAUUAAAAAAAAAAAAGAAAAUAUUAACCCAUCUUCAUUUGUCAAAAUUUAAUUUUCAAGUGAGUAAAAUGAUUGGGUUUUGAUAUUCAUAGAUAUACUUAUAUAAAUGUACCCAAGAUCUGUUAACGCCAUUGAUUUUCUUAAUUGAUAAACAUAUGUUGAUUUGUAAAAACAUAAUUUAACACUAUCUUUUUUUCACAAAUGUAAUACAUAGGAUUUAAAUAUAUUGUCAUCCACGUAAAAAUGUAGACAUCCUUUUUCCUAUGUCCUAUAUGUAUGUACCCAAGAAGGUUAAUUAUUAAUCAAAUUAAUUCCUUUAUUUUGGGACGUAUCUUGUAUUGCCUUGGGCUAAAUGAACAUACCCAUAUUUUUUUUAAAAGAGAAUGUAACAUCUUAUUAUUUCACAAAUGUAAUACCAUAGGAGUCAACUCUGUUGUCCUCCCCGUAAGAAUGUACACAUCUUAUUUCCUAUCUCCGAUAUGUAUUUACCCUAGAAAUUAAUUAUUUAUCAAAUUCAUUCCUUUAUUUUUAGACGUAUCUUGUGCUGCCUUUGGGCAAAAUGAACAUACACAUAUGUGUGAAAAGAGUAUGCAACAUCUCUUUUUCACAAAUGAAAUGCCAUAGGAUUUAAAUAUAUUGUCAUCCACGUAAAAAUGUAUAAAUCCUAUUUGCUAUCUCCGAAUUGUAUGUACCCCAAGAAGGUUAAUUAUUUAUCAAAUUCAUUCCUUUAUUUUAAGACUAUCUUGUGCUGCCCUGGGGCAAAGUGGCCAACCCCCCCCCCACCCAGAUUUAAAUAAAUUUAGAAAAUCUUCCACCGGAUUGUAGUCCCUUCCAUACCUAAACUAACAUAUUUUGCACUUCAUAUGGUUCGUUCUUAUUUUUAUGAGUUAUAAGUGGAUUAGUGAAUGCUAUUUGGCUAUGGAGUUGCGCUGCACUGAUUGACUUAAACCGCAUUUUUUUAUUAGAAUUAUAUUUAAAGGUCAGUUUUGAUUACUUUAUAAAUUUAAUAAAAGUAUGUUUUUAAAAU
Molecule: messenger RNA, 3885 nt
Organism: Lymnaea stagnalis (great pond snail)
Lineage: Eukaryota; Metazoa; Mollusca; Gastropoda; Lymnaeidae
Source: the annotation of a GenBank genome assembly